Molecule: messenger RNA, 1854 nt
Organism: Carica papaya (papaya)
Lineage: Eukaryota; Viridiplantae; Streptophyta; Magnoliopsida; Brassicales; Caricaceae
Product: bifunctional L-3-cyanoalanine synthase/cysteine synthase D2-like
Molecular function (GO): cysteine synthase activity
Source: RefSeq, a predicted model, not a curated record
GGGGCCGCGCGAACGCAGGCCCCCGCUACCACAAAUUAUGACGUAGGCUCUCCCUCUUGGGGAGACCUUAGACUAAGCGCCCUUCCUAAGUGCAAUGGAAGUCACUAGCCUAGGCCAUGAGCCUUCUUGAUCGCCCAUUGACCCCGUCCAGGUAAGUAUGUUGGAAAGGUGUUCAAAGGUCUUUAUUUGUACAGCUCAGCGCUUGACUAAACUUCAUAUCCGGAUGAUGUGGGACGAAUUCCACCCGUGCCCUUACCGAAAGGAAAAGCACGCAUGAAGAAUGGGUCCUUCAAGCAAUUUCGUUACAGUGCUCUACUGGGUAAAGAUUUAUCAGAUUUUAGGCCACGUAAGGCAAAGUCAAAGAUAGGACUUGAGAACCUCCCCUUGUUCUUCUUCGUCUUGCUUCUCCGUGGUGCCUAGCGCUGACGCCUAAAGCCACUCUUACUGGGUUUCUCUGCUCUUCAAUUCUUGAUCUUGAGAUAUACCAAGCAGAUAAUAUGGAAGACAACUGCCAAAUCAAGAAAGAUGUCACUGCAGUAAUGUUUCAUGCUUUCAAAUAUUUUAUGAUGGCUUAUACAUCUUCAGUUGCACGACAUUAAUAGGCAAUACUCCAAUGGUGUAUCUCAAUCACGUUGUGGAGGGUUGCGUUGCACGAAUUGCUGCCAAGUUGGAGAUGAUGGGACCGUGUGCUAGUGUUAAAGACAGAAUUGCAUAUAGUAUGAUUCAAGAUGCUGAAGAUAAAGGCUUGAUUACACCAGGGAAGACUAUCCUCGUCGAGCCUACUGCUGGUAACACGGGAAUUGGACUGGCAUCCUUUGCUGCAGCCAAGGGUUACAAGGUUAUCCUUGUAAUGCCUUCAAAGAUGAGUAUUGAAAGAAGAAUUUUGCUCCGAGCUUUCGGAGCUGAGGUCUACCUGGUAGAUUCAAGAAAAGGCUUAAAAGGUUGUAUGGACAAGGUCGAGGAGAUAAUAAGCCACACACCCAAUGGUUAUGUGCUCCAGCAAUUUGAAAAUCUCACCAAUCCAAAGAUCCAUUAUGAGACCACUGGUCCAGAAAUAUGGAGAGACUCAGGAGGGAAAGUUGAUGUGCUGGUUGCAGGAGUAGGGACUGGUGGUACAGUAACUGGUGCAGGGAAAUUCCUUAAGGAGAAAAACAAAGAUAUUGAGGUUUAUGGAGUUGAACCAGCAGAAAGUGCUGUCUUGAAUGGAGGAAAGCCUGGCCCGCAUAUGAUUCAAGGAAUUGGUGCCGGUAUCAUUCCUCCCCUUUUGGAUGCUGACAUACUAAAAGAUGUUCUGCAAGUCUCAAGUGAGGAAGCCAUUGAAACUACAAAGCUCCUUGCCUUGAAAGAGGGUUUGCUGGUUGGUAUAUCAUCCGGAGCUGCAGCUGCUGCUGCAAUAAGGUUGGCUAAAAAACCAGAAAAUACCGGAAAACUCAUUGUUGCAAUUUUUCCCAGCUGCGCAGAGCGGUAUUUAUCUACAGCAUUGUUUGAUUCAAUUAGGCAUGAGGCAGAAAACAUGGAAGUACACAAUUGAGGUGAUUUUCACCAGUCCUGGAGAGCUUUUUCUGUCUACUCAGCUGUUUGAUUCAAUAAGGCACGAGGCGGAGACUAUGGCUUUUGACUGAGUCUUAUCUUUCAGAUAGUUUGCAAGGUCUAACUUUGUGUUUGUGUAACACUGUGAUUCAGACAUAAAAAACACAAUGCAUUUUCAAGAUGAUAGAUAUUAGUCCAAAUGGUUAUCAUAAAGUUGUAUUAUAUGCUGUAAACAACUCAUGUACUCGGCUUAUGGACUUUCUUAAAUUGUAUCUUUUGAUAGCUUUUCCUUCUGAAAGGGACCGGAUCUGGUAUUCGUGCUCA